This is a messenger RNA of Clunio marinus, 258 nucleotides long. The record is from the annotation of a GenBank genome assembly. NCBI's taxonomy places the organism in Eukaryota, Metazoa, Arthropoda, Insecta, Diptera, Chironomidae.
AUGAAAAACGAUAACUUCACGACUGUUGUGCGGUGGAACGGUUUUGUAGUGGAACCAGCAUAUGACACGUUACAUCAUAAAUUAUUCUUUGUCCGUAGCUUAAUGAAUGCAAAAGGAUACGCUACGUUUUUCAAUAUGGACAGCAAUUUGAAUGAUUCUACAUUAGAAUCUUAUAACUUAGUUAGAAUACAUUUCAACGGAUUCCAGUAUUUCCUGAUUUUGCGGCAAACAUUGACGAAAGAGAAUUUUCAAAUUUAA